Daphnia pulex (common water flea) is the source of this 2735-nucleotide messenger RNA. Its product is annotated as autophagy-related protein 23-like. Bases 356 to 2524 code for a protein of 722 amino acids. The record is from RefSeq and is a predicted model, not a curated record. Lineage: Eukaryota; Metazoa; Arthropoda; Branchiopoda; Diplostraca; Daphniidae. The transcript has a single exon.
GACGAUUGAUCUUCUGCGACUGUUCUCCGUUGUUACUUAACCGUAGUACCCAUGAAAGGCGGUAGGGUUCGCCUCGGCGACAGAGAUCAAAGUUGGCAUUUCCAUUUCUAUUUCGGGUUUUUGAAUUAUUUUUUAAAUUUCAUUUCAUUAUCUCUCGCUUGAAAUAUGUGCGUAAUUCAAUAAGGUUUAAGAAAAUGUAAAAUUUAAUUUCAUAACGUUUGAUUUGAAUUUAUGAAACUUAAAAUUAUUACUAAAAUUACUGCUGCAGAGGUAGCCUAAGCCGCCUAGGCUAUAUAAGGUCACCGCUACCCUCAACAUUAUUCACACAUUUUUUUGAGAUUUAACAAACUCGAAAAUGGUUUUCAAAGACUUUUUGACCACUGUGAAAUCCACGGUAUCUUCCUUGUUGUUAGAACCGGUCCCCACAAACCAGACUGAACAACAACCAGACACUAACAUACUAGAUUCUUCUAACCCAUAUCAAUACCCGAUGGAAUUAAAAUUAACACCUAUUAAUGAACGUGAUGUACACUUUGACGAUUUCAGUAGUACCCGACUUCCUUCCUCCGGAUUAAUUCCUCUAUCAAACCAGAGGAAAUUUAUUCCGACUUUAUCUGGUGUAGUUCCUGGAAACGUACCUUCCAAUAACGCCAUUUACCUGAAAAACGGCCAAUACAAGACCAUCAAAGCCGAACCAAACCACCAGACUGUGUUCACGAUUCCCAUAAAACCGGAAGAACAAAUGAAAACCGAAUUCAAGACGAAAAUUUUUCCGGAACGUUGUCACAAUCAAGUUCCGACAACCAACAACAUGCAAGAGGCAACCGACCGGACCCGCAUAGUAAUUCAACCUACUAUUUGGAAACCGGAACCAGCCUCAGCCUUAUUACCUGACAGUACUGAGUCUAUGGUUAAAAAUACCGAAAUCACGACGGUCGAUGAUUUACCGGCGAUAACGAAAAUCACAGCACAAGAGUAUGUGCUAGAUUUAAAAAACGACAACCGGAAUCUCAAAAACGAGAUUGGAGUAUGUCAGAAUGUCAGCGCCAGACUACUCGGUGUUGAAGAGAUGGCACAGGAGGUGGAAUCUAUGAAGGAAACUCUCGCCGAGUGCAAACAGGAUAGUCGGAAAUGUCAGCUAUUACCAAAUCCAGAAAAACCGGAUGAUUACGAUGAUCGUUUAAAGCAACUCAGAAACGACAAUUACCAACUGAAAACUGAACUCGAGACGUCAGCUCGUACGUUGAGUUUGCAAUCGGAAGAAAUUAAAAACCUGACGGCUAGAACAAACGAACUGACCAACAGGUUGAAGGAAACAUCAUUGAAAAAUGAUGAGCUGAUUUUGAAGUUUGAUAUUUCACGUGAAAUGGCUCUGACAAUUACAGAUGAAUUUCAUGAAAUUGAAUCGAAAUUGAAAAAGGAGAUUAACAACUUAAAAGAUCAGUUGAACAGGAAGGAGAAAAUCUUGGAGGAUAAAGAAGUAAUUUUGGAGUCUACCCUGCAGGCUAGAAAGGUUGCUGCCCAAAAAGGCGAGGAGAUGCACCAGGCACAGCUCGAACUUCAACUAGCCUAUCAGAAAAAUCUAAACGAUCAAUUAGAAAAUCAAUCAACCGAAUUGAAAAACACAAUGAAACAGAUAAGGGCGGAAUAUCGACUCAUUUCCAAGGAAAGAGACGCUACUUUCUUGUCCACUGAACAAGCCCGGAAAUUGGCCGAGCAAACCAGACAACUAACCGACGAACAAGCUGCUGUUAAUGGUCUCCUUCUUUCGGAAAAAACUCAACUAGAAAAAGAGUUGGCUGCAUCCCUGUCUGAAAUCGACGAGCUCAAGAAAGAGAAAUCCGUUUUGCUCUGCAAUGCCUCAACGGCCACCGAAUCUCGGCUUCGAAACGAAAUCGUCAAUUUAAAAUCUAAAAUAGAAGAUCAGAAUGAGACACUAUCUUCAACGAUGUCGGAGCUGGAACGAAUAAAACACGACGACAGUUUCCUAUACAUCAGCUUGGAAUCUACCAAAGCAAUGCUCGCAGAAAAGGAGACUGAAAACGAGGAUUUAAAUAUCCGGAAUUGGGACCUGAAAAACGAAAAAUCUUUGCUAGAAAUAUAUAAUAAAAACCUGAAGAGGGAGGCUGAAGAUUCAUGGAGAAAACUAGAGCGAAUGGAGCGAGAGAAUCAAGAUCUUCUGGUCACCCGAGAUGAGGUUUUGCAAUCAGCCCAAAAGGCGGAAAAGUUGGCUAAAGAGCAAGUGGAGGAGCUAACGGAAGCCUUGGCUGCACUGCAAGAAGCACUUGAAUGUACUUUGGACGCAGCUGCAGCGACGAAAACCGAACGAAAAUCGAUGAACUCUGGCGCGACUAAAAUCGAAGGAGAAAUCCCAAAAAAGAAAAAUUGGAUUAAAAAACUGAUUGCCAAGAGCAAAAGCGGCAAAAGCCGACAGUAUGAAGAUGGAUACGCGGAUUUACUGGAACGACAGGGCAAAAGAUGGUGCAAAGGGCCAAAAGUCUGCAAGAGCAUGCGAACAACUUAAAAACAGAAGGGAAAGCGCUGACCAAAAAGGCUAAAACAAUACAAAAAUAAACUUUCACCUUUUUAUUUUAUUUUGUUUCGUUGCUGUCUAUACCUUCUUGACGAAAUCUGGAAAUGGUCCGUUACAUCGAGUUUUCAAUAGCACCUGAAAAUGUUAUUGGAUUUACUCGUGCGUCUGGAUAGGCCUACUAACUUUAGUUGCUGCGGUUACC